AUGCCGAGCAAGAACGUGGCGGAGUCUUCACCAUCUUCACCACCCUUCCUGGUGGUGGCGGGUGCGGGAUAUGGUGCGGUGAACGGCCGCUACGCGCAAGAGGGGGUCUGUGAAGGAAGGCCCAAGUUUAAAAAGCUGAAUGGUGAGUUCACCGUGAUUUUCAAGUGGGGCCAGUGGAAGUUGGGCUGCGAAGACGACUCCAACGUUUGGAUCUACGAGGGUCCGACCAGCCGCAGUCCGGUGGGCGCCUCCGGCUGGGCCUGCGCCGCGAAUUCCAAGUACCAUCCGGCGCCCACGUUGUCCUUUGGCACCUGCCGUGAUCUCCAAGAAGGGGAUGUGGUCACCAUCAUCAAGCUCAAUGAGGAGGUCGACUGGUCCGGAUGUCCCGAAGCCAUUCACGGAAGGAGGCUCAGUCUGACCAGUACACCCUGGACGGUGACCAUCCACCGGCUUCGAAGACUACGAGGGAACUGGUUUUACCCCACGGAGUCUCCUGAGAAGGUCGCACCUUUGGCAGCUUUGGGCUUGGUGAACUUGAUGGGAAAGCCCCAUCGCAUCACUGAGGUUAAGGAGGAUUCAGCUGCAUGUGGAUCAGGAGAAGGUGACUCCUUAAAGCCCUUCCUUGUGGUCGCUGGAGCUGGCUACGAGGUUCUCAAUGGCCGCUACGUGCCGGAGGGAACCUUCUCGGGGAAGGCAAAGUACAAGCAGGUGGAUGGCAAUUCGAUCAUCUUCUUCAUGGCCGGCAAGUGGAGAUUGAACGACGAGGAGGUCACCGACGAGCGCUGCUACGACGCCGCCGAGUCCGCGGGACACGGCGUGGGACACGGCGACACGCCGCCGCUGGGCGCGUGGGUUCAAAUCAAUAACCGCUACGGUCCAGCGCCCAUGCUGUCGCUGGGCACCUACCGCGACCUCCAGGAAGGUGACUCCGUGGUGCUCGACAAGAACUCCCGCUCGAUGGAUUGGUCUCAAUGCCCUGAAACCAACGAAGGCAACCAUUUAAGUUUCAAGCCGCCCUUGCCGGUGAAAAUCCAUCGACUCCUGGGCAGUUGGUUCUAUCCCCUGGAGUUUCCAACCUUGGUGGCGCCGCUCUCAGCCUUGGGAGCGGUGAAGUUCCGAGGGCAGGCGUAUCGGGUCUCCGAAGUGCACGAGAACUGCGCAUCGAUCUUGGGAUCCAUCUUGGGAGAGGACACGGCUCCGAUCCCGUUUCUGGUGGUCCGGGGAGCUGGCCAUGCACCCGUGAAUGGCCGAUAUGCAUAUGUCGCGGUGGAAGCAGACAGACCGAAGUACAAACAAGUUGGCGGCAACUCGAUCAUCUACUUUUCCUCGGGCGUGUGGAGAUUGAAUGAUGAGGAGAACAUGCAGCAGAGGAAGUACGAUGGUGCACAGAACGAUACGCCAACACCACCCAACCAGUGGGUGCAAGUUGACCCCAACUACGGUGCAGCACCUAAACUUUCAGAGGGAACUUGGCGAGAUAUCCAUGAGGGUGACAUCGUGACGAUCGAGAAGCGCCAUGAGGAUUUCGAUUGGUCUGGAUGCCCUGUGAACGACGCAGGAAGGUUGCGCUUUUCGCCCUCCUCCUGGACGAUCACCGUCCAGAGGGUGCAGGGCGACUGGUUUUAUCCGGCGGAGUUUGAGACGCUCAUCGCACCCUUGGCAGCCUUGGGCACUGUGAACUUGAUGGGCAAGGCGCAUCGCAUUUCAGAUCUCUGCUCAGGCUCAAAGGUUCGCCGUCAAAAGACGGAUGUCUCAAAAGCCAAGAUCAUGGGUGGAUAUGAUGAGGAAUGGUGUGAAUCAGAUGUGCAAAAAUUCAAGUGUGCCAUUUGCUUGCUGGUCGCCCGGACUGCAAUGGUACAUGAGUGCGGCAGUGACCUGUUCUGCGAAGGUUGCUGGGAGAAGUGCAUGGCCAAAGACAGCAAGUGCCCCGUCUGUCGGGAAGAUGGUGCUAGCAUCGUGCCGGCACACUUUGCAAGGAGAUGCAUCGGCAAUCUCAUGAUCAAGUGUCCCAAUGGCUGCGGUCAGACCUUUCAUUUGUACGACAAGGAGAACCACCUGCAGGACAUGUGUUCGUGGCAGAAGGGUGUCGUGCACGACGAAACGGGCCCAGCAGAUGAGGAGAACAAGGAGAUUUGCUCCGCCUGUAGUAUCAGCUGA
Durusdinium trenchii is the source of this 2157-nucleotide messenger RNA. The record is from the annotation of a GenBank genome assembly. Lineage: Eukaryota; Dinophyceae; Suessiales; Symbiodiniaceae.